GGGCAGAGGGUCCGCUUUCGAUUCUCGGAGGAGCCGGGCCCGGGAUCCGAGGGGGCCGUGCUGGAGGUCCACGUUCCGCAGUAUAAUAUGUGAUCAGGGAGAGCUACAUCCCCAGUCUAAGAAUGGUCCCUCAUACUCAGACGCUAGAAGUGCUCGUUGAAUGAAGAGUGCCAUCAAGAGUGCUUAUCACAUUGCAUUGUGGUUUUACCUCCCCAAAGGUCGGGGACUGAUCCUGCAUCUCCAGUAUGGAAUGUAUGUUUGGCCCUGUGCUGUGGUCCUGGCCCAGUACCUUUGGUUUCACAGAAGAUCUCUGCCAGGCAAGGCCAUCUUAGAGAUUGGAGCUGGAGUGAGCCUUCCAGGAAUUUUGGCUGCAAAAUGUGGUGCAGAAGUAAUACUAUCAGACAGCUCAGAACUGCCUCACUGUCUAGAAGUCUGUCGGCAAAGCUGCCAAAUGAAUAACCUGCCCCAGCUGCAAGUGGUAGGACUAACAUGGGGUCACGUAUCUUGGGAUCUUCUGGCUCUACCACCACAAGAUAUUAUCCUUGCAUCUGAUGUGUUCUUUGAACCAGAAGAUUUUGAAGACAUUUUAACUACAAUAUACUUUUUGAUGCAGAAGAACCCCAAGGUCCAAUUGUGGUCUACUUACCAAGUUAGAAGUGCUGACUGGUCACUUGAAGCUUUGCUCUACAAAUGGGAUAUGAAAUGUGUCCAUAUUCCUCUGGAGUCUUUUGAUGCAGACAAAGAAGAUAUAGCAGAAUCUGCCCUUCCAGGAAGACAUACAGUUGAAAUGCUGGUCAUUUCGUUUGCAAAGGACAGUCUCUGAAUACCUUACAAGCUGUUCUGGGAGGGUAUUAAUACUGAUGAGCAACCUGGCACACAGACUAGGUUCAGACCGCUUCAGCUUGAGAAUGCAGUGGGUCUGAAGGUGGUCAAGUCUGUUGGCCUUAGAUUUGUGUCACCUAGACAACACAUUAACUCAUAUGAAACAAAAAUUAAAAUACUUAUUAGAAGUACUUGGAUUGUUCCUUAAUCAUUAAAUAGGAUAUAAAUUAGGUUGAUAAAGGGGUAUCACAAUCGCAAGCAAAGUGCCACCUUGAUUUCAGGUGUUCAGCUAGCAUUUCCACUUUAACUUAGGAAAUGAUAGGCACUAACAUUCCACUUCCAUACUAUGCAGUCAGCAAUAAUCACAGAACAAUUGCAUAGGUCUUUCAAAUAAAUGGGGGAGAAAAAACCAAGACAUAUUCUGAGAAAAGCUAACACCAAGAAAAUGUUUUAAUUAAACUACAGAAACAAUGGUUAUAGUACAGAAUAUUCAUAAGCAAAAAGAUACACCAUGUUGUACACCAUGUUGUAAGUACUUACAAAGUUACAACCAUUUUCUUAACAUUUUCCAUGUUAAGUUCAUACAUAUAGAUAUGACCAUUUUUGGGGGGAGGAGAAAAAAAGGUGUAUUUAUCAUCAGCUAGAUGUGCUCACUGUAUGCUCCGUUAUUUAUAUGCAAGGCCCGGGUGACUGGAAGUGCAGUUGUCAGGCAUUUUAAUAAACUGGACAGCCAUUUGUUUCUGCACGACAAGGCAUCUUUACACAGGAGCAAUCAGGAGAAAACAGGAAACAGCCAAGCACUCUGCACUGCAACACGCCACCUUAACAGCUAACCAGCAUUACUCAACUGCUACACAACUGCGCCUAGUGCACAAAAAUACAUAAGAGAAGAGAUUAGAAUUGUGUUUGAUAAACAAUUGUUUCAAAAAAUCAAGUCUUUUCACCUGAAAAGUCUUUAUACAAAUUUGGGUUCAGAUUACCAUUUAGAUCUGAAGUAAAUAACAUAUACAAAUUUACACCAACUUUUGUAGGUUUUUAAUUUUAAGGAAUGAAGGCAAUGCUGAGUCAAUCUCUUGACAGCUUUAGGCUGUGUGUAAUGGCUGCACACGUUUCCUUAAAAGUCAGGAGGCCACAAAUUAGGUUACCAAUCUGUUCAAUUUCAAACAAAAAAAGUCAGCACUAUAUAACAAAAUGAAAUUUUACCUCAAAUAUCCAAAUCCAAUAAUGAAAUCUGAAGUCGUUCACCUCACUAAAUUACAAGAAAUUUGAAUAACAGCAACAAAAUGGCACAUAAAAUGAAGUUUGCCAACUGAGGCAAAGCUUAAACAAGUAAAAAGUUAGACAAAUGUUACAAAAUAACCUUUUCAAUAGCCAGUUGCUUGUUCCAAGGACUCUUCUUAGAUGGACUGAGUAUGUGGUCCUUUUCCCCCAAGUACUCCAUUUAUACUGCUUGCCGAUACAUCUAGGUUUGAAAAGAAAGAAGUUCAGCUUACCUUCCAUUAAAGUGCACAUGGUUUCAGUUUCAGGCAUGUACUUACUAAGGCUCUGGUGAAACGAGUAGGGUACAGAAAUGUUCCACCCAGCCAUGUUUUUUAAAGGCCCAAGUAGGAAAUUUCACAAAGGCUACCACCAUGUACAAGUUUGAAUUUACGUAUUCCUGGCCAAAUAACCAAGGUGAAGAAUGGUAAGGGGGAG
Messenger RNA from Sapajus apella (tufted capuchin), 2517 nucleotides. It is a transcript of the gene METTL23, whose product is annotated as methyltransferase like 23. Lineage: Eukaryota; Metazoa; Chordata; Mammalia; Primates; Cebidae. Gene Ontology annotation, cellular component: nucleus; cytoplasm. The transcript has 6 exons. The record is from RefSeq and is a predicted model, not a curated record. Bases 161 to 823 code for a protein of 220 amino acids.